This is a messenger RNA of Vitrella brassicaformis, 2036 nucleotides long. NCBI's taxonomy places the organism in Eukaryota, Vitrellaceae. The record is from the annotation of a GenBank genome assembly.
CGGACGCACAGGCAUGCAACAAAUCCCCACACAAACACAAACAAACACGUACGCAGUGCCUUCAGAGUUGGUUUCUAUCUGAGGUCCUUGAGCGACAUGUUGGUGUCUCGCUGCACGGCUGCAGUGAGGAAGUCCCUCUUGUCGACCUGGUUCUUGUUCUUCCACUCGAAGUAAGGCAAACUCACCACCUACACACACGCACACCCACACACACACACACACACACACACACAGAGCAUCCUCCCUCUCCUGUGUGUGUCUUAAGUAUUCGUUUGCCUACCUUCCACCCGGCGGCCUCGAGUAUGCGUCUCCUCAGGCGUGACUUGAGCGUGAAGCGCCGCGACAACACAUAAAAGUGCGUGAAGCCAUCCACCUCCAGGACAACCUACAACCACACACGCAGGCAACGCAUAGCAUAUGUGGGCGAGGCGAGUGCCGUCGAUGUCAAAUAAAGGAAUAGCUCACCAUUUCGUCAGGUACGGCGAAGUCGACCACAUAGGGGUAGAUGGGCAUCUCCUUCUUGUAGCGCACCUGCAGGUCGUCCAGCAGGCGCUCCACACGCACCUGCAUCGUCGACGGAGUGGGGCUGUUGCCCAGCCCCACACCCUUCACGUCACACAGCAGCUUCGACACCUCUGCCGGCAAACCCCGCUCGCCGAUUGCUGCACCGAGGGCCGUGGCGCAGUACUGAAUGCACGCAUCGAUGAUGUGUAGCUGUCGCACACACACGCGCAGAGCACAGCACAGCACACUAGAGGGGUGGAGGACUCACGUGUGGACUCUACACCUGUCUUAUUUCAGGCAGCACAAGCUCCGAUUGCCUCUUAACGAUCUCCUUCAUGAGCCGCAGAAAGAGCGACACGCUCACGUCGGUCCGCUCGCCAUCGUCAGCAGGCAGGACGCCGCGCUCAUCACAUGCCAACGGGGGGUCCAGCACGUCAAGACUCAUCUACACACCAACACACACACACACACACACACACAGAGGGGCGAACAUGCAGACAGACACCCACAGCUGUGACAGGCUGACCAGUGCAAAAGUGCAGUUGACGAGGCUCUGCAGCGGCAGAUGGGCGAUGUGCUUGGGUAUCUCGCGAAACAGCAGCACACCCAACAGCCAGUGACCAUAGUCCAGCUUGAGCAGCGCAAACACCACCGCAGAUAUCAUGGAGGGAUCCACCACGCGGGGCCCUCCAAUGCCAAUGCCCCCCUCAGUCACUUUCUGGCCCAUCGUGUCAGCCAGCAGGUCGAGCGCCAGGUGGUCCCUGAGAUCGAUGCGUCCGUAUGCCGUCACGACGAGCGCCAGCUCGAAGACAUUGUAGAGGUGCACCGACCGCCGGAUGGUCUCUGUGAAGGCCAUCAGUGUGGAGUCGUCGAGGAACUGGAGCUUGCCCAGGUCGGACAGGAGGCCGCUGAUCUGACGGGGCGUCAGGGAGUGCUGCUUCGAGAUGGCCUGCUGACACAGCUUGGUCAGUAAGCUGUGCUGCACCCACCCACCCACCCACCCAUCCACACACACACACACACACACACACAGUGAGUCUGUCUGUCUGCCCGUCGUCCCUCACUGACCUUCUUGAAGGCCACCCUCGCACAGGCGUGGACGACAACACACACCUGCUCGGCCGUGAAGCUCCUGGCCAUGGGCAAGGCCAUCUCGGUGAACUGGUUCCACAUGUGCCUGUCCGUCAUCUUGGACCGCGACGCCUGGUCCAGCAGAAACGCCAUCUGACCGGGUUCGAGGCUCAUCGCAUCCCCAUCAGACGAGAGGCCCAGCCCGGAUGAUACUGAUAGUUGCGCCUCGGGGCGCGGGCGUGUGUAGAGGGCAUCUGCAUUGAGGUGCCGGACGGGAAUGCGAUGACGGCAUGGCGGGAGGGCGUGCUCGACGCCAUGCUCGGAUGGGAUGAUGAUGAUGUGAGUUGGUCUUCGUCUGAUGCCUCGGCUGGAGAUCUGCGCGUUCCGAAGCAUAACACAGGGAGGGGAAGAAGAGGCCUCGCGCAGUGCGGCAGAGCAAGACUAGAGAGAGACUGGAAGCG